CCAAUCGGCUUUCCGUCUGCGCGCAACCCGAUUUCCCCGCGGUUCAACUUCUCUCGGCCAUGCGAUCUUCAUGACCUCGAUCUCUCUCGUCCCCAUGAAAUCUUCCAUAUCCUCCUUGCGCUGCCGCUGCAGUGGCGCUACCUUGCGGUCGACGGCCAGUCGAUCGCACCGGUAUGCCUCGACCUCGACCUCGAGUUCAUCCUCAUCCUCCUCCUCAACCUCGGCGACACCCUCCACGUCUCCCACGUCUCCAAAAACGCGCUGGCUAGCAAUUACCCUCGUGAGCGUCGCCGCAGCCGGCGUAGGUGCCUAUAUCCGAUCCCAAACACCAGGCUCAGCAACCCUCAACCAAGAAACCUUCACAAAAUACAGCCUUGUCUCCCGGGAACCAGUCUCCUCCACGAGUAGCCUAUUCACCCUCCGACCUCGAUACCACAGCGACGGCAACUACGAUGUCUACGAGGAAGCCUGGCGAACGGGAGUAUGGAGUGUAAUGUUCAAGCAGCCGCAGCUCCAAAUUGGCCGAGACUAUACGCCUCUGCCUACGACGGCGGCGACGUCACUGUCCGUCGAUGAGGAGAAUGAGGGAUACUUGCGGUUCUUCAUUCGGAAGGAUCCGUUUGGCGAGGUUUCGAGGUAUCUGCAUACGCUGGAACCCGGGGCCGAUAUUGAGUUGAGAGGGCCGCAAAUAGAGUGUGCGAUUCCCAAGGAAACAAGGGAGAUUUUGUUUAUUGCUGGCGGGACGGGGAUUGCGCCGGCGUUGCAGGCUGGGUAUUCGCUGUUGCAUCGGACGACGAAGAACAAUCGACCGAGGAUUCAUAUCAUUUGGGCGAGUCGACUCAGGGCUGAUUGUGUCGGUGGUGUGAGUGAUACACCGAAAGCUCCGGCGGCGUCGUCAAGUCGCUCGUGGUUCUCAGGCUGGUUUGGUUCGUCGUCCAGCGGCGCAAAUGCCUCUCACUUCGAGACGGCUAGUCCGGUCUCUCCGGGCCAGGAACAGUCGCUGAUUGUGCGCGAAUUGGAAGCGCUCAAGUCGCAAUAUCCUGGGCAGAUUACGGUGGAUUAUUAUCUGGAUGAAGAGAAUCGUUUCAUUGGAAAGAACGACCUGGCCCAGUUUAUCAAGCCAACAACGGAGACGGAGAACCAGGAGACCCGAAAGUUGAUCCUAGUGUCUGGCCCUGAGGGCUUCAUCAGUUACAUGGCCGGGCCUAAAGUGUGGGCUCAAGGUACCGAGCUCCAGGGUCCUUUGAAGGGCAUUAUCAAGGAGCUGGAUCCUAAAGGUUGGGCUGUAUGGAAGCUGUGAGAAUUUUCUUACGUCCCG
Messenger RNA from Penicillium brasilianum, 1318 nucleotides. Lineage: Eukaryota; Fungi; Ascomycota; Eurotiomycetes; Eurotiales; Aspergillaceae. The record is from the annotation of a GenBank genome assembly.